Solea solea (common sole) is the source of this 1771-nucleotide messenger RNA. It is a transcript of the gene sgsh, whose product is annotated as N-sulfoglucosamine sulfohydrolase (sulfamidase). The transcript has 9 exons. Lineage: Eukaryota; Metazoa; Chordata; Actinopteri; Pleuronectiformes; Soleidae. Bases 48 to 1634 code for a protein of 528 amino acids. Gene Ontology annotation, biological process: heparan sulfate proteoglycan catabolic process; glycosaminoglycan catabolic process. The record is from RefSeq and is a predicted model, not a curated record. Gene Ontology annotation, molecular function: N-sulfoglucosamine sulfohydrolase activity.
AUAAACAACAGUGCAGGAAGUUAGUCUUCAUCAUCAUCAUCAUCAUCAUGCAUCUGGAGUGGUUCUUUCUCAUUGUGGCGUCAUGUUGCGCUGCCGUGGAGGCAAAGAGAAGAAAUGUUCUCCUGAUAAUUGCUGAUGAUGCAGGUUUUGAGACAGAGGUGUAUAACAACUCUGUGGUCCACACGCCGCACCUCCGCUCUCUGGCCCAGCGCAGCCUGGUGUUCAGCAACGCCUUCACAUCUGUCAGCAGCUGCUCCCCCAGCAGGUCGACUAUCCUCACUGGCCUGCCGCAGCAUCAGAAUGGCAUGUACGGGCUUCACCAGGGAGUCCAUCACUUCAACUCGUUUGACGGCGUACAAAGUCUGCCACUGCUCCUCAGCCAGGCUGACAUACACACAGGAAUAAUUGGGAAGAAGCACGUCGGCCCUGGGUCUGUAUAUCCUUUUGAUUUCGCUUACACCGAGGAGAACGGCUCUGUGCUCCAGGUGGGGAGGAACAUCACCCGCAUCAAACUCUUGGUACGCAAGUUUUUCCAGACCCACAAAGAGGAGGCUGUUGAGCGAAGGCAAGAGAAAGAAAAGGCUGAAGGAGACGGUGAUGACAACAGGGACGAAGAAAGGCCAUUUUUCCUCUACGUUGCCUUCCAUGACACACACCGAUGUGGACACUCGCAGCCCCAGUAUGGAGCCUUCUGUGAGAAGUUUGGUAACGGUGAAAUGGGCAUGGGACGAAUACCUGACUGGACACCAGAAUAUUACACACCGGAACAAGUAAAGGUUCCUCCUUUUGUGCCAGACACACCCGCAGCUCGGGCCGACUUGGCUGCGCAGUACACCACAGUCAGCAGGCUGGACCAGGGUAUUGGGUUAGUUCUCCAGGAGCUCAGGGAUGCUGGUUAUGAAAACGAAACUUUGGUCAUCUACAGCUCGGACAACGGCAUCCCCUUCCCAAAUGGCAGAACCAACCUGUACCACUCCGGCACGGCAGAGCCCAUGCUGGUGUCUUCUCCAGAGCACAGGGAGCGAUGGGGGGACACCAGCCAGGCCUACGUCAGUCUCUUAGACAUCACUCCCACCAUCCUGGACUGGUUCUCUGUUCCCUACCCGUCCUACAGCCUCCCGGGCAGCAGCCCCACCACCCCGGUCCAUCUCACCGGCCGCUCUUUACUGCCCGCUCUGGUCACGGAGCCCAGCCACUGGCACACCAUCUAUGCCAGCCAGUCCCUGCACGAGGUGACCAUGUACUAUCCAACCCGCUCCGUCCACCAGGGGGCGUACCACCUUCUCCACAACCUCCACUACCGCAUGCCCUUCCCCAUCGACCAGGACCUGUACGUGUCACCCACCUUCCAGGACCUGCUGAACCGCACCAGGCUGAGUCAGCCCACACACUGGUUCAAGAGCCUGGAGCAGUAUUACCACAGAGAGCGCUGGGAGCUGUACGACUGCAGGGCAGACCCACAGGAAGUGACAAACCUGGCGUCGGACCCGUCACACGGCGCCAUGCUCGAGAGCCUGAGGCAGAGUCUGCAGAAGUGGCAGUGGGAAACAGGCGACCCAUGGGUCUGUGGACCAGACUAUGUACUUGAGGACAAACUAGAGCCUCACUGCAGACCACUCUACAACGGACUCUAAUGGCGCUUUUACUCCUCCUGAUUGAUGUGAUGUAAAUAAAUGUGUUCUAUUUGUAUUUCUACCUUCAUGAAUAUUAGGAUAUUGUUAUUGUGUGUCUUUUUAAUGUUAAGAAUUAAAUCAAUAUUUUGGUUUCAAUA